GAGCCUAAGAGUGCCUAAUAUGAUGUAUGAUUAGGUGUUGUACUACCGGUUGAGUGGGUUUUCAGUGUUUUCCACCCAAAAAGCGUUAUUCAAUAGCAAUGUAUUGAAUGCUUGUAUUGAAUGGUGUAUUGAAUGGCAGCUAUAGUUUGAGCUUUGGUUUGGCACUCAGUUUGGGCUAAAUAUUAUCAUAUUAUCAUUUGUUGGAUCACCUGAUUGUCACUCAAGUUGUCACACAUAUUGACCACAAUUACUGCCCACACUAUUCACAGCCAAUUGUCAAACAAAUUGAUUGCAUUUUCACAAAACAAUUGAUCCCUAAAUUUGAGAUAAUCGAUAGGAUUUGGAGGUACUGUCGCGAGUGGAUCGGUGGCUGAGGAGGAAUGUCUGGGCCAGUGGGACAGCAGUAUUGUCUCAAGUGGAACAAUCACACGAAUAAUAUGGUGAAAGUGUUCAACCAGUUGUUGGACGACCAGGACUUCUGUGACGUGACUUUGGCCGUCGACGGCACUCACCUGAAGGCCCAUAAGCUGGUCCUCUCGGCCUGCAGUUCGUACUUCAAGGACCUGUUUGUGUCCAAUCCGUGCAAACAUCCCAUCGUUAUCCUCAAAGACAUGCGUCUCGAAGACCUCAAAGCGAUCAUCAAUUUUAUGUAUUGCGGAGAAGUGAAUGUCUCGCAGAACCAGUUGGCGGCUCUCCUGAAGGCAGCCGAAGUGCUUCGUGUCAAAGGACUCACUGAAGUGAACGACAAACAGACCGCCGAAUCGUUAACCACUCCCAACACUUCCGCCAACGCGAAGACAAGUAACGAUACGUUGUCUGCGAUAACCACUCCAACCAACUCUUCUUCCGGAUGUCUGAAUCGCAAGAAGAAGCGAAGGAGAGGUAAUCACAGCAAUAGUAUAUCGGUUUCCGGUGAAAGCGAUAGCAACUUAUCUCAAAGCGAAGACAGUUGUGACGAGACAUCUAAUAAGAAGCUGAAUGACGGUUCGCCGCCAUUGGACUCGUCGAGAGCCAAAGAAUCUCGCGGUUUAUUAGCCGAAUCUAAUGCCACCAAAACUACUGCCAAAACAGAUACUCAACCAUUAAAUGUAAUUCAAACGCGAAGACGACAAACACUGCAGAACUUAGAGACGGAAGUGAUUCGUGACAACGACAGCAAUAAACAGCUGACGGAUUGCAGUGAACAACACGUUAACAACGGAAACCAAUUAGAGUCGUGGCCGUCACAAGUGGAGAACAGCUCCGCUCUGGCGCUGACCGCUCACGACGACGAAGAAGAAGAUGAAUCCAACGAUAUGUUUGAGGUUAAGCCCAUCAUAUCAUUUGACGACUCUUCGAGUCAAGUGUCCAACUCUUUACGCGAAGAUUCAUCAGUUAUGGUGGAGAGUCCGUCGGAUCCAAACGCGAGCGCCGGCUCCAGUUCAGGACAACCCGGCAAGAUAUGUGUCUGUCAUCUCUGUCACCUCACAUUCACCUCAAAUUUACUACCUUGCUCAUCUCUAGUUUUGCUCAUUUUUUGUCGAUAUGGUUUAGCGAACGCAACAAUAAUGGAUAUAAAACAAUUUGAUAAUUAUAUUGAGUGCCGUUUUAACCACAAAUUCUGCGCUCAAUUACGGCCACCAGUGGUCACACUCUCGCCGUUCGGUCGGUGCCAGACAUACCUCACAGACAUAUCAAUGGCCGGCAAUAUAUCGCCAAAACCAGUGGUCAUCAAAAGAAUUGACGGCUCGGAUGUGAUUGUAUUCAAAGAGGAUCAACGGUUUGAUGACAGAAGAAAUCGGAUUAAGUUUUUGCGAAAACGAUUUAUUAUUCACUCACAGAAAGAGUUACCAAAAUUAACCGACAAUUGGUUUGAAUAUAAGGAUUUUGCGACACUUGGCGGUGGAAAACUGUUAAUACAAUUAAUACCGUAUUCAUUGUCACGACUGCCUCUGCCGUACGAUAGCGGACGAGACGGUGGAUGUCGUGUUCGGUCCGCCGGAGACACACAAUACGAUUGUCUGCAGCGAUGCUAUCAAGAUCGCGUGGAUAGGCAUUGCCUGCGCUCUCAGCGAUCGCCGCAAUGUCAUCGCUUGCCAGCCUUCAGUCAACUGUUUAACUACAGCGAUAUUGACACCACCGGUGAGACCCGUAUAGCCAUCGGCGGCAGUGAUGUCGACCACUGGCCGGGCGUUAAUAUCCGAUCAAUAAAACGACGUAUAAUAUAUUCAACUUAUAAUGCAUUCACACAAAAUUACGUAAUGGUUAGCCUAUUAUAUGAUCAAAAACUAAUGACAAUUAGCCGAAUGAUUCGCAAUUCAACUCAAUUGAUAGACAACGCCCAGCAGUUUGCGGUCAUUCGUCGCUGGAGUGAAACAAUUAACUCUAACCCAAAGUAUCUGUUAUUUCACUACAAAUCAAUGGCCGACUUUCGGCGCCUGUUGAGCGUUGAGUCGCGACUGUCGGGCGUUAACCACACUUUGGCCGUCACUCAGACUAUGCGCCGACUGUUGCCCUCUCCGUACGGC
Messenger RNA from Medioppia subpectinata, 2507 nucleotides. Lineage: Eukaryota; Metazoa; Arthropoda; Arachnida; Sarcoptiformes; Oppiidae. The record is from the annotation of a GenBank genome assembly.